CUAUUGAAACUUAGCGCCACCUGUAGUGUUUCAUAUUGGAAAAUUUCGAGUCUUGGGUUCAAAGUCGAAAAGAAAAAACUACUCCCUUUUUUAAUCUCACUCACACUACACGCGUCCUCCAAAUUUUCCCUCUAAAAUAAUUUCUCACAUAAAUUAAAUCAACACUCAGAUUUUCUUUCCCAUUUUCCCACACUCCAAACGGCCACCUUCAUAAGUCCGCAUUCCGACGAAUAAAGUUUACCCCAGCUGUUCUAGACCGGCUUUCAUCAUCUUCUUCUUCACUGAGUAGUACAGUUCCUCACAACCACCCACUGACCAUUGUCUUUUAAGGAGGGAAAGAAGUGCACCUCCAUGGCCGCUAACUCCACUGAACGUAGAGAGGUUGUUCUCAAAAUGGACGGGGAAGGUGAUCCCAACAACACUAGAAACGUCGAGCCCACUAACGCAGGGAAGAUUUGGAGGGAAUCCAGCUAUGAUUUUUGGGGUGGGAAAGAGAAAGACAAAAAGAUACCAGACAACGGGGGCGAAAAUUUUGGGUUUGAUUUCUCUCAAGGUAAAGCUACUGCUAGUGAUAGUGCAGCUGCAUCAUCGUCCAUGGAGGAUCCACCCUCGAAGCUAAUAGGUCAGUUUUUGCACAAACAAAAAGCUUCAGGUGAGUUUUGCUUGGAUAUGGAUUUGGAGAUGGCCGAGCUUCAAAACGACGCAGUCCAGAUUCAUCGAAACUUGACACCAGUGUCAGAGUCUCCCACCACCGUGAACCACGUCUCCUUCGACCCGAAUCCUCCUGGUUCUAAUGAGUCAGUGCGGAGGAGGUACCAACAUAAAGAUUCGCCGAGCAAGAAGAGUACUGAUAGUGCUAGUGCUGGUGGUGGUGAUGGGGAGAUUUUGAAGUGUAGUUCUAGAAACGAGCGGACGUUAUCCAAUAACUCGUCGUUUAAGAGGAAAUCGCACUUGUUGAAGGACAGGACAAAGUCGAGAUUGAUGGACCUACCGCCACAGCCUCCGGAAAAAUCAGGGAGAGUGGUGGGAAGAUCGGGCCAAUUGAAGUCCGGAUUUAUAGUGAAAAGUAGUGUGAUUGAUGAUGAGGACGAUGACCCUUUAUUAGAGGAGGAUUUACCUGAAGAGUACAAGAAAGAUAGACUUGAUAUUUGGACUCUUCUUCAAUGGGUGAGUUUGAUUUUAAUCAUUGCUGCUCUAGUUUGUAGUCUUGUUAUUCCAUAUUUGAGGAAUAAAAGUCUGUGGACACUUAGCUUAUGGAAAUGGGAAGUGUUCGUUUUGGUGUUAAUAUGUGGCAGAUUAGUUUCUGGGUGGGUUAUAAGGAUCAUUGUGUUCUUCAUUGAGAGGAAUUUUCUUUUGCGGAAGAGGGUUUUGUAUUUUGUCUACGGUAUCAAGAAGGCUGUUCAGAAUUGCUUAUGGUUGGGGCUUGUUUUGAUUGCUUGGCAUUGUUUGUUUGACAAGAGAGUUGAAAGGAAAACUAAGAGUAAAACUCUUAGAUAUGUGACCAAGAUUUUGGUAUGUUUAGUGGUGGGUACAUUGUUAUGGCUCGUGAAAACUCUUGUGGUUAAGGUGCUUGCAUCUUCUUUUCAUGUCAGUACUUACUUUGAUCGGAUUCAGGAGUCCCUUUUUAAUCAAUAUGUGAUUGAAACACUUUCUGGUCCUCCGUUGAUUGAAAUAAAAAAGAAUGAGGAAGAGGAAGAGAGAAUUGCAGCUGAGAUACAGAAGUUACAGAAUGCAGGUGCUACUAUGCCUGCUAGCCUGAAGGCAACUACAUAUCCAUCACCUCAGGCUCAGGCUGCAAAAGUGAUAGGAAGUGGCAGGACACAGAAAAGCCCUCGAAUUGGUACCCCCAGGAUUUCUCGUACUUUUUCUAAGAAGGUCAAUGAAGAAGAAGAAGGGAUAACAAUUGAUCACUUGCACAAAUUGAACCCUAAGAAUGUUUCUGCUUGGAAUAUGAAGAGGCUGAUGAACAUAAUUCGAUAUGGUACUCUGUCCACACUGGAUGAACAGAUACAAGAUACUAGUCACGAUGAUGAUGAGUCUGCUACAAAGAUCAGAAGUGAAUAUGAAGCCAAAGCUGCAGCAAGGAAAAUUUUCCAGAAUGUGGCGAAGCCCGGGUCCAGGUAUAUCUUCCUGGAGGAUAUAAUGCGUUUCAUGCAGGAAGAUGAGGCUUUAAAGGCUAUGAGUCUUUUUGAAGAAGCAUCUGAAAGCAAGAAAAUUAGCAAGUCAUGUUUGAAGAAUUGGGUGGUUAAUGCUUUCAGAGAAAGGAGAGCACUUGCUUUGACCUUAAAUGAUACAAAAACAGCUGUGAACAAGCUGCAUCGAAUGGUGAACGUUUUGGUUGGGAUUCUUAUAGCUAUAAUUUGGCUCCUUAUACUAGGAAUUGCUACGAGCAAAUUUCUUGUCUUUAUAAGCUCCCAACUCCUCCUUGUGGCAUUUAUAUUUGGAAACACUUGCAAAACCGUAUUUGAAGCUAUUAUCUUCUUGUUUGUGAUUCACCCCUUCGAUGUGGGUGACCGCUGUGAAAUUGAUGGAGUUCAGAUGGUAGUAGAAGAGAUGAACAUAUUAACUACUGUUUUUCUAAGAUAUGACAACCAGAAGAUUAUAAUUCCAAACAGUGUUCUUGCUACCAAAGCCAUCAGUAACUACUAUCGUAGUCCUGACAUGGGAGAUGCUGUUGAGUUCUUCAUUCACAUUGCUACACCAGCUGAAAAGAUUGCUGUCAUUAAGCAACGGAUAACUAGUUAUGUGGAGAACAAAAAGGAACACUGGUAUCCUUCACCCAUGAUCAUAUUCAAGGAUGCUGAAGACUUGAACAGGGUGCGAAUCGCGGUAUGGUUAACCCAUAGAAUGAACCACCAAGACAUGGGAGAGAGGUUUUCAAGAAGAUCCCUGUUGCUUGAAGAGAUGGUUAAAAUCUUCAAGGAGCUCGACAUUCAGUAUCGCCUGCUUCCUGUUGAUAUUAAUGUUCGCGCAUUGCCUCCUGUGUCGUCGGAACGUGUUCCGCCAAGUUGGAUGAACUGAGCAAGUAAAACAAAGAGUUCAAGAGUUGGUUCAUUCUUCUAAUUCUGAGCUUGGGACAUUAGCCCCCAUUGUAUGUAUAUCCAUGGUAUUAGCCCUCUGUUGUACAAUCUUAGUUAAGCGUACUAAGCUGAUAAUUCGUGAGCGGAAUUUUUUUUUUC
Manihot esculenta (cassava) is the source of this 3179-nucleotide messenger RNA. RefSeq names its product mechanosensitive ion channel protein 6. The coding region runs from base 352 to 3021 and encodes 889 amino acids. Gene Ontology annotation, molecular function: mechanosensitive monoatomic ion channel activity. Lineage: Eukaryota; Viridiplantae; Streptophyta; Magnoliopsida; Malpighiales; Euphorbiaceae. Gene Ontology annotation, cellular component: plasma membrane. The record is from RefSeq and is a predicted model, not a curated record. Gene Ontology annotation, biological process: transmembrane transport; monoatomic anion transport. The transcript is spliced from 5 exons.